Acanthoscelides obtectus is the source of this 947-nucleotide messenger RNA. The record is from the annotation of a GenBank genome assembly. NCBI's taxonomy places the organism in Eukaryota, Metazoa, Arthropoda, Insecta, Coleoptera, Chrysomelidae.
GUGUUAAAAUGCCUCCCGGCCGCCGAGUUAUAUAUAGUGCCCAUUGCUGCUUCGAGAAAGGACUGGUGAACCACAAAGCGGCAUCUAGAAUAUUGGAGGUCACUUCGCGUCGAUAUAGAAGGUAAUGUUGUCAGAUGCAUAAGUACCGAAAUUCGUCAAACGAAGACGCUGGCUUAUCUCUUUAUUACUGCAUAUGUUGGGUUUGCUUCAACAUAUAUCACGUUGACACUGGGGUAUUAUGCGUCAGAUAUUCUCCACCAACUUGGAGCCAUUAAGUUCUACAUUGCAUUGAACUGUAAAGUAGUGAUGGUCUGUGCAGCUUUAUUUAUUGGGAAGCUCUAUAGUGACGUCAGAAAACAGUUAAGUAAAGUGGUUACGUAAUUAGUAUUCACUGAUCGUUUUACAUGGUACUCGGUAGUGAAGAGAGACUUCAAUAUUGGGUUUCGAAUAGCGAGGCUAUAAGCAUGGAUCAAUUUGUUAAUGAGUUGGCUUACAUCAGGAAAGCGAUUCGAAUUCUGCAAAACUUGGAUCAGGUGUUCAGCAAAUUAUUUGGGAUUUUUACAGCAUUAAGCCUGUUAAGUGACAUAUUAUCAGUAAUAAAUAUAAUGGAAUUUAUACUGAGGACUGGUAAACAUGAAGAAUAUUUCAUCACAGUAGCGAUGCAACUGCCUGCAUCGCUUGCCAUAAUACUGAGCUGCGACAAAAUGUUAAGAGAAGCUAAAAAGGUUCUCCACAUUAAUGCAGAAUUCAAAGAUUGCUUGUAUUUAAACAACCGCAGGAAUAACGAAGUCCUUCUUUUACUGGAUAUAUGCAAGCUGUAUAUGCCAAGAGCUUCAGUUGCUCGAAUGUUCUCCAUCAGCACAGCUAUCAUUCCUAACUUGAUAAGCGUUACUGUAACAAACCUAAUUGUAUUUGCUUCUAGUUAAAAUAAAGUGGAACCUUCGUGU